ACACCAUCUCACGAAUCCAAUUGAGUCAAGAUGAGCUUCAUUACCCGUCGCGCUCUGUCUACUCUCAUUCCACCAAAGGUGGCCUCUCCAUCAGGAAUCGGUGCCGCUCAAGAUGCUGCUCGCAUGCAACGUGUAGUUAGCUUCUACGAAAAGCUUCCUCGAGGCGCAGCUCCAGACGUCAAGCCAAAGGGACUUCUUGGUAGAUACCAGGCUCGAUACUUCGGAAAAAACCCAUCUGCCACACCUCUCAUCCAUGCCAUUGCCUUCGUCGUCGCCAUUGGCUACGCUCAGAACUACUAUUUCCAUCUCAGACAUCACAAGAACAAUGCUCACUAGAGGGUAUUUGGAGUAAGGGCGUCAGCAGACAGGGUGGGUGUGUUAGAGUACGAUGGAUGUAAAUAAGUGUUGAGGCGGGAUGAACACAAAUACCAACGACACCCAGUCCAGCACAAAUCGUCUU
This is a messenger RNA of Mollisia scopiformis, 460 nucleotides long. Its product is annotated as mitochondrial F1F0 ATP synthase-like protein subunit F. Bases 31 to 336 code for a protein of 101 amino acids. The record is from RefSeq and is a predicted model, not a curated record. The transcript has 6 exons. NCBI's taxonomy places the organism in Eukaryota, Fungi, Ascomycota, Leotiomycetes, Helotiales, Mollisiaceae. Gene Ontology annotation, biological process: proton motive force-driven ATP synthesis.